ACGUUCCUAGAUCUUAAAUCCCUCUCAAUCAAUGGAGGACUUGAGCAGUUGGCAAUUAUGGCACAGACGGGUGGAAGUUGGGAGGUUGAGUUGCAGGGACAGUUCUCCGGUAUAUCCGCUACUUCUUUUGAGGUCAAACAAAGCGGGCAGUUGGGGUACACACAUGGAAGCUCACACACAGGGUUAAUUGACUUGAGUGACGAAGUCUUUAUUCUAAUUUUACGGCGAUUGGAUCCCACGUCUCUCUUGAGACUUGGGCGCACCUGCCGAACUCUGUUUCGAGUUUGUUCCUGCAAUUCACUAUGGACAAGACACUUCCAGACCUCGUUUGGAGUCCGGUUUGCCACUGCCAGCUGCUCAAUGUCUGCCAAGAGUGCCUUCCGUUUGAUCUUCAUGUGGAGAACCCUCUUCAGGAACCUGCACUGCAACCGGUCGCUCCAGGAGGAGCUCUUUGCUGAGGUCCCGCUCCCACCGCACAAGUACUGGAUCCAGUGGCUGGUUCUGGAGGAGACGGUGCCGUUGCCUUCAGUGGAGCUCCCCUGUGCUGACAUAGAGCGCCUCUGGGGUAUUGAGAAAGCAGUGUUGAAUUGUCAAGUCCAAGACAAAGUUGAUGAAGAGGGAACUGUGCUGAAGUUUGAAUGGAAGAAAUUGUAUAGCUUGGCCCUUGAGAGUCAUGGAAGCAUUGCCAAGGUUUUCCAUCAUGUUCUCAAUCGACAACAGAGUAAUGACCACUGUGAGCUGGAGGCCAUGUUCGGCCAGUACACCCAGUAUCGGUUCCAGUGGCUCUUCACCUACUGGCUGUUUCGCCAGCCGGUGCCCUUCGACCGGCAGCUCAGGGCCAUCUACCUGCAGUGGCAGAAUCCCUGUGCGCAGAAGGUGGCGGGCUGGGGAGGAACGUCAUGUGACGUCCGAUACCUGGCCUCUCUGCAUCACAUCACCACUGACUUCUGGAGGGGCAUGCUGGCUCGGGGAGACGAGACUGUGGGAAUUCAGACCCUGGAAAACUAUUUCUCCAUGUGUAAAUCACUGCUGGCCUGGAUUUUAGGGCGUGACUGGGGCAGGUUGAAACGGCAGAAGGUGUACAAGGACACCCUGGAUGGUGUUUACCUGCUGCUGGGCAGGGAGAUGCAGGAGGCAGUUGUGGGUCAUGAGAGGUUCUGGCAGGUGGCAAAGGUCCAGAUGGCUCGAGUGUGCACCCUGGAGGAGACGGCGGUUAACUACGUCAACUGGAAGAUGAUUGAGACGUUGCCCUACUACAAGCUGUACAUGGUGUCGGGCAACGCAGUAUACCUGGGUCAUGUGCAGGCCUUCCUUCGCCGUAAGAGGCUUGUCCAUUACUGGAUCUCCAUGAACGAGAACGCCUGGGUCAGACAGCUUCUCCCUGGGGACCUCUACACCCUGCUGGAGUUUGACACAAAGAUCUCCCAGGGCAGCCUGCAUGGAGACUCGAUGCCUGCCCAGCUGAGCCGGUUGGUCUGGCUGUACCUCCACUCUGGCCAGCAGCUCUACCUGGAGGCGGUGAAAGGUGUGGUGCUGCAGUGUGCUCAGGCCAGCCUAGGCCACUUCUGCAACCUGUCCUCUGGUUCUCUGCUCGCUGUCCAACCUCAUUAGCUAGCAGCCUAACUCACUGACCGCCAAACCACUCUGGAGAUGAUUAAGAGGCUCUAAGAUGAGAAUGACCCCUCUUAACAGGACCCAUAGUACAGAAAUUUUAUAACUUUUAUUGUAUUUUAUGCUGGCUCCAUUUUUUUUUAGCUGGAGCUUCUGAGCUUUUAUUUUUGUCUUAAGCUCCAUUUUAAAUGUGCAAUAGAUUUUUUAAAUGUGUUUUUUUUUUCCUGCUCUUAUACAAGCUUCUAUGAAGUGUAGGCUAUUUCUUGAUUCAUGUACUAAGUAGGAACCUAGAUAUUUGUCAAUGUAUACAUCCUCCAUUGGACGAGGGGUGACUGGUUCACCCAUCUGAAGGCCAAACUGCUGACUUGAUUGGGUCUGCCAUUAAGUGGAGCUAGUAGAUCUCAAAUGGCUGAAUACCAGUCAUUUGAUACUGCAGGGUGACCAUAUAACCAAUAAAACAACUCAUUGACUAGAA
Esox lucius (northern pike) is the source of this 2086-nucleotide messenger RNA. RefSeq lists its product as uncharacterized. Gene Ontology annotation, molecular function: protein binding. Lineage: Eukaryota; Metazoa; Chordata; Actinopteri; Esociformes; Esocidae. Bases 58 to 1611 code for a protein of 517 amino acids. The transcript is spliced from 8 exons. The record is from RefSeq and is a predicted model, not a curated record.